Molecule: messenger RNA, 3590 nt
Organism: Passer montanus (Eurasian tree sparrow)
Lineage: Eukaryota; Metazoa; Chordata; Aves; Passeriformes; Passeridae
Gene: ZP1
Product: zona pellucida glycoprotein 1
Exons: 11
Coding region: 558-3590 (1010 amino acids)
Biological process (GO): prevention of polyspermy; binding of sperm to zona pellucida
Cellular component (GO): egg coat
Molecular function (GO): acrosin binding; structural constituent of egg coat
Source: RefSeq, a predicted model, not a curated record
AGAAGGGAAACUUGGGGAAAGGUAGGCACAGGGAAUGCACAUGGAGGACUUUGGAUUCCUGGUGGUACUGUCAACAGGGCACAACAACCAGCAGAGAUUUGGGGUAACAGGCUGAUUUCCAAUCCCUCAGAUGCCACUGGGGCCAUGCCACUGUGUCCCCUGGUCCCGUGGCUAUUCCAGGAGUGGCAUGUCUAGAUGUCACCGCUGUCCCCAGUAGCUCUGGGGAGGUGGGCACACACCAGCCUUCUCCUUUCCCCCUGGAUAACUUGAUCCAGCUGGGCAUUCAGCUGGGCAUCCCGCCUGGCACCAGUUCCAUUCUCUGUUCACUGGGACAGCCUCCAAGUGUGGGAUAAGCUUGGUUUGUCCCUGGUCACCGUGACACAGCCACAGGAGGUGACCACAGGGUUGGGGCACUGAGGUCACCAGCAGCACGGGAGCGAGGAGCCCUGGGCAGAGCUCAUCCCACGGGAUCAGCUGAUCCUGAUCCCCCCCCGCAUCCCAGCCACCUGGAUAUAAAUCCACCCCGCGGAGCCCCGUGCUCCGUCUGUGUCACUGCCAUGGGACGGAGCUGCUCCUUCCUCCUGCUCCUCUUCCUCCUGUCCUCGUGGCCCAGAGCCACCGUGGCACUGCUGCAGUACCGCCACGACUGCGGGGAGUUGGGAAUGCAGCUCCUGGUCUUCCCGUCCCACGGCCGCACCGUCCGCUUCAAGGUUCUGGACGAGUUUGGCUCCCGCUUUGACGUGGCCAACUGCUCCAUCUGCCUCCACUGGCUGAAUUCCAGGGAGGACGGCUCUGUCAUCUUCUCCUCUGGCUACAAGGGUUGCCACGUCCUGUUCAAGGAGAACCGCUACGUCCUGCGGGUGCAGCUGGAGGAGCUGCUGUCCAGCGGGAUCCCCGUCACCUCCUACGAGGUCAACAUGACCUGCCCCAAGCCAGAUGGCUCUGAGAUGCUCCCAGAUGGAACCCGGGAGAAGACCCGGGACAGUGGAGUCCUGAUCUCCCACACCGGCCUGCACCAGCUCUCCGAGUCCUCCCUCACCCUCACGGGAUCCCACUUCACAUCCCAAGAUCACCUGGAGCAGGUUCACACCGUGGGACAGUACCAGCCCAGCUCAGUGCUUCCUGGGAUCCAGCACCAUUCCAGUCCAGCCCACUCGGGGCUUCUGUCCCAGCCUGGUGGGGUUCAUCCUGUCACCCAAAUCCAGGGAAGCUUCUUCCGCCCAGCAGUGCAGCCCUCCCAGUCUGGGGGGCAGAGCCAGCCAGGGAUGCUUCGCCCAGUGCUUGUGUCCCAAAACCAUCCCAGUUUGGCUCAUCACGGGGGUCAGACCCAACCGGGGCACCUGCGGCCAGGGUCUGUAUCCCAAAACCAGCCUGGGAUGAUGCAUUCCGUCGGUCAAAACCAACCAGGGAUUCGUCCAGGGUCUGUAUCCCAAAAUCAGCCCGGGAUGAUGCAUCAUGGGGGUCAAAACCAACCAGGGCAACUUCGUCCAGGGUCUGUAUCUCACAACCAACCUGGGUUGAUGCAUUCCGUGGGUCAAAACCAACCGGGGCAACUUCGUCCAGGGUCUGUAUCCCAAAAUCAGCCUGGGAUGAUGCAUCAUGGGGGUCAAAACCAACCGGGGCAACUUCGUCCAGGGUCUGUAUCCCACAACCAGCCUGGGAUUGCGUAUUCUGUGGGUCAAAACCAACCAGGGAUUCGCCCAGGUUCUAUAUCUCAAAACCAGCCCGGGAUGAUGCAUUCUGUAGGUCAAAACCGACCAGGAAUUCGCCCAGGUUCUGUAUCCCACAACCAGGCUGGGAUGAUCCAUUCCGUGGGUCAAAACCAGCCAGGGAUUCGUCCAGGGUCUCUAUCCCACAACCAGCCUGGGAUGGCGUAUUCUGUGGGUCAAAACCAACCGGGGCAACUUCGUCCAGGGUCUGUAUCCCACAACCAGCCUGGGAUGAUGCAUUCUGUAGGUCAAAACCGACCAGGGAUUCGCCCAGGUUCUGUAUCCCACAACCAGCCUGGGAUGAUGCAUUCCGUGGGUCAAAACCAGCCAGGGAUUCGUCCAGUUUCUGUAUCCCACAACCAGCCCGGGAUGAUGCAUUCUGUAGGUCAAAACCAACCGGGGCAACUUCGCCCAGGGUCUGUAUCCCACAACCAGCCUGGCUUGACCUCCACUGGUGCCCAGACUCCAGCAGGAUUCCUGCGCCCGGGAGCUCAGCCCCUAAACCAGCCGGGAGUAUCUCGUCCCAGUCAGCACUCCAACUCCCACACUGGGCUCCUAGGCCACACUGGGCUGCUCCAUCCUGGCCAUCCCAGCCCGGCUUUGGUGCACCCAGGACUCUCAUCCUGGCCGGGUUUCAUCAGCCCUGGACUCCAGGCUGAGCCCCAGCCAGGCCUGGGACGCCCUGGGCUGCGGCCCCAGCCUGGAUUGCUGCAUCCUGGGAUUCACUCCCAGCCCAGCCUGCUGCAGUCCACAGCGCUCUUCUACCCCUCGCCAGGGGCAGGAAUGCAGCUGACGCGGGAGCAGUGCCAGGUGCCGGCGGGCCGGGUGCCGUGCGUGGCUCCACAGGGGCGGGAUGCAUGCGUGCAGGCGGGAUGCUGCUACGACGACAUGGACCGUACCACACCCUGCUACUACGGGAAUACCGCCACCGUGCAGUGCCUGCUGGAGGGACACUUUGUCCUGGUGGUCCCGCGGGGAAUGGUGGCCCUGCCGUACAACCUGGACAGCGUGCGGCUGGCCAGCAGCCAGGCGGGGUGUGAGCCCCGCCACGUGUCCGAGGCCUUCGUCAUGUUCCGCUUCCCGGUCACCCACUGCGGCACCACCGUCCAGGCGAUCGAGGACAUGCUGAUCUAUGAGAACCAGCUGAUCUCCACCAUCGAUGUCCAGGGAUCCCCCCGUGGCUCCAUCACUCGGGACAGUGUCUACAUUCUCCGAGCUCGGUGCAUCUACAACGCCAGCGACCUCCUUCCCUUGGGAGUGGAGGUGGCCGUGCCCCCCACAGCCGCCCCCCUGGCCAUGCCGGGCCCGCUGGGGCUCCAGCUGCGGAUUGCCACCGACGAAUCCUACAGCUCCUACCACGCUGUGGGUGACUUCCCCCUGGUGAGGGUGCUCCGGGACCCCAUUUACGUGGAAGUCCGGCUGCUCCAGAAGACGGAUCCCAAUUUGGUGCUGGUGCUGCACCACUGCUGGGCCUCCCCUGGCUCCCAUGCCACAUCCCAGCCCCAGUGGCCCAUCCUGGUGGAAGGGUGUCCCUUCCAAGGGGACAACUACAGGACACGGCUGAUUCCGAUGGGCCCGGCCUCUCCGGAGCUGCCCUUCCCCAGCCACUACCAGCGCUUUGUCAUCUCCACCUUCGCCUUUGUGGAGCCCCCUGGAAUGGCUGUGCUGGAGGGGGAGGUGUACAUCUCCUGCAGCGCCUCCGUGUGCCACCUGGCCCAGCCGGAGCCCUGCCGGCCCUCCUGCCAGCUGGCAGUGCCCUCACGAGCGCGGAGGUCUCCGGAAGACAGGAGGACAGGUGACAGCAUGGGGACAGUCACAUCCCAGGGAUGCCUUGUCUUUCCUGAGGUUUCCAAGAGAGGGGGAGCUCAGCAGAGAGGCUGA